Paramuricea clavata is the source of this 363-nucleotide messenger RNA. Lineage: Eukaryota; Metazoa; Cnidaria; Anthozoa; Malacalcyonacea; Plexauridae. The record is from the annotation of a GenBank genome assembly.
AUGUCUCAUAAUCGGUAUGAAGAAAUUCUUUCCAUUCUCCACUUCAACAAUAAUGAGGAAGCUGUUACUGAUCCAGCUGAUCCAAAAUAUGACAAAUUCAAAGUGAAACCACUAGCUGACCAUUUUAGACAUGUGUUCAAAGGAAGUGCUACUCCAGAGACAAUGCAAGCUAUUGAUGAAAUGAUGAUCACAUUCAAGGGUAUGCACAGUGCCAAUGUACCAAAAAAGCCAACUAAAUGGGGCUACAAAUUAUGGUGUCAAGCUGGAAUGUCUGGAUAUGUCUAUGAUUUUGAAAUCCUUGGGUCUGCUGAUGCGAUGGUGUUGAUGUACCCAAUCUUGGGGAAAGCUCCAACGUUAUUCUGA